Molecule: messenger RNA, 2973 nt
Organism: Aspergillus calidoustus
Lineage: Eukaryota; Fungi; Ascomycota; Eurotiomycetes; Eurotiales; Aspergillaceae
Source: the annotation of a GenBank genome assembly
AUGAGCCAUUCGCUUAAGCGCCUCUUGAACCCCACGGGGAGCGGCGGGGAUGACGACGAAAAUCUCUGGCAGGAUGAUUACGCGCGGACUCGUCCGAGAAUCGAGGGGCCUGAGAAUUGGUCAUUCACCACAACCGGAGACACCAGUUUGGGCUCAUACUCGUACCCCGACACAGCAGCAACAACAGUUUCAGGAUUCGAACCAAACACAUUCGGGAAUGUCUUCGAUACCCAGAACAUGUUGUUUGUCGACCACGACCAGUAUGCCUCUGGAUCGAGCCAGGAAGUCGACAUGGACCCGAUGAUGCUUGACCAAACCUCAUUCUUGCAGGCCCCCUCAGACAGCGCGGCGCUUAGCGCGACAUCGUAUACCAGUUCGACACCCAUCGAGUUUGCCGACGAUCAGUACACGAGCGCGGAUGUCUCGAUGUGGGAUGGCGAGGUUGGCGAUGCCGGCCAGAUGCAGGAAGGAGGUGAGCUUUUAUGCUAUGGAAUGCUCCUCCGCGAACGGGUCCGCCUCGUCGGCCGAGGCACCGAGCUGCAAGAAAAAAUAAUCAAACUCCGCGACAGCAACACGUGGAACCCGAGAUUCUCCAUCCGGCAAUCGAGCAGCGGCGAGCUGUUCCUGGCCUUCCCCGACGGCACCGACUUCGGGCGCCUCUCCGAGAAAAUGGUCAAGGCGCUGCACAAGCUGAUGUCCAUCCCGCAAUUCGAAGUCGAGGCGCACGCGGACCUGAACACGAUUAUCCAGGCGCUGCGCGCGGUCAAGGCUGCGGAGGCGGCGAUCCGCGUUGAUGUUAAUGUUUAUGGCGGCGAGGGGAGUAGGGAUCGCGUGGGCUGGGAGUUGUCGAAGAAGGGGCUGUUUUUGCAGGAGCCGGAUGUUAAACGGGAUGGGACGAGGUAUGAUAAUCCGCAUCUUUUGCGGUUGGACGGGAUGGAUGAUGGGGAGAGUGAGGAGGAGAGAGAUGGAGUUGAGGCCGAGGGUGAGGGUGAAGCUGAAGGUGGGGAGGAGGAGGAGGCGCCGCCUGAGCGCGAUGCGGACUUUGAUGAGACGAUCGCAGAGGUUUAUCGGAAUUUGAGGCGCGGGGAUGGGUUGACGAGGCUUGAGGGGGGUAAGAAUUUGAGCAAGGCUCUGUAUCCACACCAAGCAGAAGCAUUGGACUUUAUGACACAGCGCGAAACGGGGAAUAUCGCGGACGAGUAUCGGCUGUGGAAGCGCCAACUAGUUGGAGGGGAGCAAAAGUACCGCCACGUUAUCACCGACCUCGAAGAGCCCGAAGAGCCUGACGAGAGCGGCGGUGGCAUUCUUGCUGAUGAGAUGGGCAUGGGCAAAUCAUUAACCACGCUUGUGCUGAUAGGCAAGACGAUGCCAGAUGCACAUCAGUGGGUUCAGCACCAGAACCAUCUUCAGGGCGUCACUCUAGCAGAGAAGCCUUGUCGGGCGACACUGGUUGUUGUUCCUUCAAGAGUCCUGAUCAACACCUGGAUAAAGGAGAUUGAUAGCCACCUAAAAGCCAGUCUCAAGGUCUUGAUCUACCACGGCCGGUCACGCAAAGAAGCCAUCCAAAAGGCCGAAGACUACGAUAUCGUCAUCACCACCUACAACACACUCGCCAAAGAGCACGCUCCAAAACUCAUGGGCGGACCCAAAAGCCCUCUGCACGAAUACGCCUGGUACAGAGUCGUCCUCGACGAGGCCCACAUGAUCCGCCGCCGUGAAACCACCUUCCACCGCGCCGUCAUCGAGCUCCCCGCCAAAAUCCGAUGGUGUCUCUCCGGAACGCCCAUCCAAAACACCCUCGACGACCUGGGCUCCCUCCUCGCAUUCAUCCACAUCCGCCCCUUCCACGACCCGCGCAUCUUCCGCCACUGGAUCUCCAGCCCCUUCAGCACACGGGACGUAAAGCCCCGCGCCAUAAAGCGCCUCACCACCCUCCUCGAAGCAAUUUGUCUCCGCCGCACAAUCUCCAAAAUCGCCCUCCCCUCCCCCGUAGAGAUCAUCCGCACCGUCCGCCUCACGCCCCUCGAGCGCGAACAGUACACCCUCACCUACGCGGACAUGCACCGCCUCCUGGCACAGCAAGCAGGCGAAUACAAGGAGAAGGCCUCGACCUUUGGCACAUUCCAAAUCUGGCUGCAGCUGCGCAGCUUCUGUAACCACGGGACCUUCCAGCCGCGGUUCUCGUGGGCGAAGCGGAAUCUCGUUGCGGACGAGAUGGACAGCGUGCGCUCGCUGACGCGGGAUAGCUGGGACCGAUGCCUGACCUGCCGCGAGCCGUUGCCGAUUACCGCGCGUGAUCGGCGCAGCAAGUAUGUGGAGAAUUGUAAGCACGUUCUCUGUGAGAACUGUUCCAAGGGCGUGAUUCGGGGGCCGAGGGAGGAUGGGCGCGUGCAUUGUCCUGUGUGUGAGUCGCUGGGGAGGUCGAGUGAGGGCGAGGAUACGCGGGAUAAUUAUUUGCUUCGCGAGGGGUUUUCGUCCAAGAUGCAGGCGCUUGUGGAGGAUGUGAGGAGGGAUCUGGAUACUAAGAAGAGCAUCAUCUUUUCCUGCUGGACACGAACCCUCGACCUCAUUUCCCAGCACUUGAAGAACGCAAACAUCAAGUUCGAACGCAUCGACGGGAAAACCCUCUCCACGCAGCGCCAGAGGAUCCUCGAUAGAUUCGACGAUUCCGGAGCAGUUCCUGUGCUGAUUAUGACGACGGGGACUGGAGCUUUUGGGCUAAACCUCCAAUCCGUAAACCGCGUCUUCAUCGUCGAGCCGCAGUGGAACCCCAGUGUGGAGAGCCAGGCGAUCGCGCGUGCUAUUCGACUCGGUCAGGAGCAGCAGGUUCUUGUUACAAGGUAUCGCGUCGAGGAUAGUAUUGAAGAGGAUAUGUGCUCGCAGCAGAUGCAGAAGCUGGAAAUCAGUAAGAUGAACUUCUCAAGUAAUAUACAGGAGACUCAAGACAUCGCGAAUGGGGGUUUGGUUCAGUGA